Guyanagaster necrorhizus is the source of this 1410-nucleotide messenger RNA. Its product is annotated as glycosyltransferase family 4 protein. The record is from RefSeq and is a predicted model, not a curated record. Gene Ontology annotation, cellular component: endomembrane system. NCBI's taxonomy places the organism in Eukaryota, Fungi, Basidiomycota, Agaricomycetes, Agaricales, Physalacriaceae. The transcript has 5 exons. Gene Ontology annotation, molecular function: GDP-Man:Man(1)GlcNAc(2)-PP-Dol alpha-1,3-mannosyltransferase activity. Gene Ontology annotation, biological process: dolichol-linked oligosaccharide biosynthetic process. The coding region runs from base 1 to 1410 and encodes 469 amino acids.
AUGAGAGUAGCUUUCCUUCAUCCAGAUCUCGGUAUUGGCGGUGCAGAACGUCUCGUUGUGGAUGCUGCGCUUGGGUUGCAGGGGUUAGGCCAUUCUGUCGACAUUUACACCUCCCACCACGACCCUAGCCACUGCUUUGAAGAGACCAGGGAUGGAAGCCUUUCCGUCUUCAAUGUCAAACCUCCUGUUCCCCGUGCCCUAAAGGGAAAAUUCCAUAUCUUCUUUGCACACGCUAGACAACUGCACCUUACGACCCACAUUCUCUUAUCUUCAUCUCCAAAGUACGAUGUAUUCUUCGUCGACCAAUUAUCGACGUGUAUACCUUUCCUUCGCAUGCUGGGCAAGACUAGAGUCGUAUUCUACUGCCAUUUUCCGGACAAGCUGCUUGCAAAUGGCGCGUUCAUCGAAGGGUCAGCGAUGCUGCAGCAGGGAAGCCUGCUAAAGAGGAUUUACCGGUUCCCGAUGGAUUGGUGGGAAGAAAUAACGACUCGUCAAGCGGACAUAAUACUGGCCAACUCUCGUUUUACUGCGCGUGUAUUCAAGUCAUAUUUUCCCUCCAUAUCCAAGACCCCAAGGGUAGUGUAUCCAGGUAUCAACAUUGCUGCGUAUGAGGCUGCGGUUGAUACCUCGGAUCCUGACGUCAUUGCCAUAGCUUCCGACCGUCCUACCUUUAUCUCUUUGAAUCGAUUCGAGAAGAAGAAGAACGCAGCGCUAGCCAUUGAAUCUUUUGCCCAGGCCCUACCUAGCCUUGCGCGCAGUACUCGCCUGGUCAUAGCUGGAGGAUAUGAUCCUCGGCUUGAAGAUAACAUGCUCACUCUAUAUUCCUUGAUCGACCUUGCCAAGAAACAUGGCUUGAGAUACGAUGUGAUCACUCCCUCCAACCCCAACGCAGUUCAAAUCCCCCCUCUCAACACCACUCGUCAGAACCCUGACGUUUUGUUCUUGCUCAACUUCAGUACUGCUCAACGUUCCUGGCUGCUGAAGAGUUUAUUAACGAAGGCUCUGCUCUAUACACCGGCAAAUGAGCACUUUGGCAUUGUUCCUGUAGAAGCUAUGAUUUGCGGUCUACCGGUAUUAGCGUGCAAUAAUGGUGGACCCGUCGAAAGUGUUGUGGAUGGACCGGCGGAUCAGCGUACAGGCUGGUUGUGCGCUCCUCAAGCAGACCUUUGGGCAGAAGUGUUAAAGGAGAUCGAUAGCUUGGGUGAGGCAGACAGGAGUGCUAUUUCGAAGAGGGCGAGGGAACGAGCGAGGCAUGUUUUCAGCAUGGACGCGAUGUCUCUGUCGAUAGAAGAAUCCCUGAAAAAAGCAGUUGCGAUGGGAGAAUCGGGGAUUGGUCGGGGCUGGGAACUCUUCGGGGCGAUGUUGAUAGGUUUUCUGUUUGCUUACCUCCUUGGCCCAUGGUUAAUCUGA